Messenger RNA from Durio zibethinus, 2003 nucleotides. NCBI's taxonomy places the organism in Eukaryota, Viridiplantae, Streptophyta, Magnoliopsida, Malvales, Malvaceae. The record is from RefSeq and is a predicted model, not a curated record.
AUGGUCCAAGGACGGCUUCCAACUCUGCCACCUUCAUUACCUUCGUUCGGCGUAACUGAGAAUUACUUAGUUGGAGAAAUCCCUGGCUCCUCAAUUUGCAAUAUGAGCUCCCUGGAAGAUCUCGACCUGUCUCAGAAUAAUUUUGAUGGAAUUAUUCCUGAAUGUCUUGGAAAUUUAAGUCAUUCUCUGUCAGUCAUGGAUCUAUUUAUGAAUAAUUUUCAUGGUGUAAUACCAGCUGGAAUAUUUCCUAAAGGCUGUUCGUUGAAAAGUUUCCGUAUCGACAGCAACCAAGUUGAAGGGCCAAUACCACAAUCUUUGGUUAAUUGCUUGGACUUAGAAAUUCUUGAUCUCGGGAACAAUGACUUAAAUGACACCUUUCCUAGCUGCUUGCCAAUCAAGAUUUUUGAAAAUUUGUAUGCUAUGAUCAAUGGGUCUGAAAGGAAAGGGCUGGAGAGGCAGUUCCUGAAAAUUUUAACCAUUUUAAUGGUUAUUGAUUUUUCAAAUAAUCGAUUCGACGGGCAGAUUCCUGAAAUACUUGGACAACUUCAUUCACUUGUUGUCCUAAACCUCUCUCACAAUGGUUUAACAGGUCCAAUCCCAUCAUCCUUUGGCAAUUUGUCAAUGCUCGAGUCAUUAGAUCUCUCAUCAAACAAGCUUCAAGGAAGAAUUCCGCAAGCGUUAAAAAAUCUUGGAUUCUUAGCGGUGUUAAACCUUUCUCAGAAUAAUCUUACGGGGCCCAUUCCUGGAGGCAAACAGUUUGAUACUUUCACAAAUGAUUCCUACAGUGGGAACUUGGAUUUAUAUGGAUUCCCUUUAUCAAAAAGCUGCGGUAAUAAUGAUCAGAAACAGCCUCCAACAAAAACUGAUAGAGAUGAUGCACUCAAUUGGAAAUUUUCUAUACUGAUGGGGUAUGGAUGUGGCCUGGUGUUUGGAUUGAGCACGGGAUACAUUGUAUUCACAACUGGAAAACCAUGGUGGUUCAUUAAGAUCAUUGAGCUCUGUCAACAAAAAUAUUUUGGAAGGAAAAUCCGGAGAAGUGGAGGAAGAAAAUAAUUCAGCUGAUUAAUGCUCUUAGUCUUAGGUGAGUUACAAUAGUUCUAAUAAAGUAACUGCUGUUUUUUUAUUACCAUACCUUUCUCUUUUCUUUUUUUUUUUGGCUAUUAGAUGGAAGGACUAAACCUCAAAUUUUCUCUGACAAGUUUUAACAAAUGUUUCCAGUUUGGUUGUGUGCCUCUUGCAAUAAGGAUACUCAGAAGGGAAGUUAAUUUCUUCCACAAACAGUUUUUCAAGCCUGGUGGAUUGUCAUCACCAAUUUCAGUUGUAGUAUUCGUAUCCUAUUCAUAAGAUUUUGGUUAUGGUAUGUAUUUUAGACUUCGAUAUAUUGAACUAUACGUGCUGUGUAGCAUAUAUUCUCCAACAUUUUCUUCAGCACUAUAUUAGCUUCAAUAUUAAUGCUCAAAUUUAGGAUCUGUAACACAAGCCUUGGUCUGAUGAAUAACUUGGGCAGGUAACAAGGCAAAGAUGAAACUCCUGUAUGAAACUUUUAUUAAAAUGCAUGGUGUUCUUCCAAAUAGAAACAGGACCUAGAUUAACAUUGAAGCACGCCAAAAGUACCCCCCAGAUAUCAAUAUGAUAAAUCCCCUCUUUUUCUUCAGACUAAUUCACAGACUUAGCCUGCAGGUAAUUAUUGCAUUACAUAUGUUGAAUAUUUGAUAGAUGCUUAGUUCAUUAAUUGACAUAAUACAACAAAUUUACUACCAGAAUUAGUGGAUAACAAAUUUCAAUGGGAACAACUUAACAGAUAUGCUUCCUAUCGAUGACCCCUUCUUUAGAAUUUACUACCAGAAUCAGUGAAUAACCAAAAGAUAAGCUAUGUAGAUCCGUCCUUGAGCCUAUGAAACCCUCUAAACUUUCAUUUUUAUUUUUUAAUUUAAGUCAUGCCAAUUUAAGGGAUUUUGAAUUGUGUAGAAACCUGUUUUGUCCGAGAAAAAUUGCCUGUUAUU